This is a messenger RNA of Choloepus didactylus (southern two-toed sloth), 5856 nucleotides long. It is a transcript of the gene IDS, whose product is annotated as iduronate 2-sulfatase. Bases 134 to 1783 code for a protein of 549 amino acids. The record is from RefSeq and is a predicted model, not a curated record. The transcript has 9 exons. Gene Ontology annotation, molecular function: iduronate-2-sulfatase activity. Lineage: Eukaryota; Metazoa; Chordata; Mammalia; Pilosa; Megalonychidae.
GCCAGUGGGCUCCUGGUCUCCCCGUCGCGCAGUUAGCUCUCCUCGACCGCCGGCGGCGGCGGCGGCGGCGGCUCCCCGGGCCCUCCCACCGCAGCUUGCCGCCACCGCCCCGAGCGGUCGUGCCACAGCAGAAAUGCCGCCGCCGCCCGGCCCGAGCCUGCUCUGGUUCGGACUGGUCCUGGGCUCCGUCGGCGCUGCCCUCGAGUGCGCGGCGCCCGGGGACUCAGCCGCAGAGGCCCUGAACGUCCUCUUCAUAGUCGUGGAUGACCUGCGCCCCACUCUGGGCUGUUACGGGGACAAGCUCGUGAAGUCCCCAAACAUCGACCAGCUGGCAUCCCACAGUCUCCUCUUCCAGAAUGCUUUUGCCCAGCAAGCCGUGUGCGCCCCCAGUCGAGUGUCCUUCCUCACCGGGAGGAGACCAGACACCACCCGCCUGUAUGACUUCAACUCCUACUGGAGGGUGCACUCUGGGAAUUACUUCACCAUCCCCCAGUACUUCAAGGAGAAUGGCUAUGUGACCAUGUCGGUUGGAAAAGUCUUUCACCCGGGAAUAUCUUCCAACCACAGCGAUGAUUCUCCAUAUAGCUGGUCUAUUCCACCUUAUCAUCCCUCUUCUGAGAAGUAUGAAAACACCAAGACAUGUAGGGGGCCCGAUGGAGAACUCCAUGCCAACCUGCUUUGCCCCGUGGACGUGGCGGAUGUGCCUGAGGGCACCUUGCCUGACAAACAGAGCACCAAGGAAGCCAUACGCUUGUUAGAGAAGAUGAAGACGUCGGCCAGUCCUUUCUUCCUUGCCGUCGGGUAUCAUAAGCCGCACAUCCCCUUCAGAUAUCCCAAGGAAUUUCAGAAGCUGUAUCCCUUGGAGAACAUCACCCUGGCUCCUGACCCCCAGGUCCCAGCUGGCCUACCCCCAGUGGCCUACAACCCCUGGAUGGACAUCAGGGAGCGGGAGGACGUCCAGGCCUUAAACCUCAGUGUGCCCUACGGCCCAAUUCCUAUGGACUUUCAGCGGAAAAUCCGCCAGAGCUACUUCGCCUCCGUGUCAUAUUUGGAUACCCAGAUCGGCCAUCUUUUGAGUACUCUGGAUGACCUUCAGCUGGCCAACAGCACGAUCAUUGUGUUCACCUCGGAUCACGGCUGGGCUCUAGGUGAGCACGGAGAAUGGGCCAAAUACAGCAAUUUUGACGUCACCACUCGUGUACCCCUGAUGUUUUAUGUUCCUGGAAGAACGGCUUCGCUUCCAGAGGCAGGCGAGAAGCUUUUCCCCUAUGUGGAUCCUUUCAGUUCCAUCCCAGAACCGAUGGAGCCAGGCAGGCAAGCCACAGCCCUUGUGGAACUUGUCUCUCUCUUCCCCACACUUGCCGGACUGGCAGGAUUGCGAGUUCCACCACGCUGCCCCGUCCCCUCGUUUCAUGUUGAGCUGUGCAGAGAAGGCCACAAUCUUCUGAAGCAUUUUCGAUUCCCUGACUUGGGAGAGGCUCCCUCCCUCCGUGGGACUCCCCGUGAGUCGAUUGCCUAUAGCCAGUACCCUCGGCCUGCAGAUGCCCCUCAGUGGAAUUCUGAUAAGCCGAGUUUAAAAGAUAUAAAGGUCAUGGGCUAUUCCAUACGCACGAUAGAUUAUAGGUACACUGUGUGGGUUGGCUUCAAUCCUGAUAAAUUUCUCGCUAACUUUUCAGACAUCCACGCGGGGGAACUGUAUUUUGUAGAUUCUGACCCACUGCAGGAUCAUAAUGUAUAUAAUGACACCCAAGUUGAAGAACUUCCCCGAUCAUUGAUGCCUUAAGUUUUGCCCACCACAAAGGGCAAGCUGGUGAGAAAAUGAGUCGGAGCUGGUUAUUUUGUGAUUUCCCAUAUCGGAGCCAACCCAAGGAGUAGGCAGUCAAAACAUGCAUUAACAGUUUGGCCUAAAGAAAAUGUAACAGCCAAACCUUUGAAUUUAGUCUUUGUGAAUUUACAAUUGGUAGUAAUUUGGACUGAGGCUGGGCUGAACUUUUCUUUUUUAUUUUUUUCCUUAAACAGUCAUAACUCAUUUAUUGAAGGAAUAAGUGCAAAGUGAACCAGCAAACUAAAAUUAGGUUAUACCUUUUUUAGAUACCAAGACUAUCAUAACCAAGCAUAUGAUACUCAAGAAAUACAAAGUUGUGGAAUUCAGUGCAUUUCAACCAGUAACCAUGUAUCAAAUUAAGUUUCAUGACUUUUGCUUUUAAUUUAAUCAUUAAAUUGAAAUGCACCAAAUUCCACAAUAUAUUCCAAAUAUUAUCAUGUCAGCACAUAAUCCGUGUCUCUUUCUAAAGUGUCAAGUUAAAUAAUACUGCUAAAAAGCCAAAGCCUUGGAUUAAAAAUCUCUCUUCAGUGUUUGUGUCUAAGACCACAAGAUUUCAAAAUCUGAAGACAAAGUGUGCAUGAGGUGAUUAAUGUGGAAUUUCUACAUUAAAUUAAUUAUCAUUUAUUAUGAUGCUCAGUGAACCUGAGACAUGAGAUGUCUGAGAAAUUCGGUGAAAAUUCUUCAUACACUUUCAGGCCCAAAUGAUAAUUUGUUAGCAAACAUUAUGACACUUAAACUCAAAGGCACUCCAUUAAAAGGCACUGCUGUUCACAAUGAAAACCAUUUCAAGAUGUAACAUAUCCUUGGAUUUAAUCACUCAAAACCCUAUUAAUGAUUUCCUUUUUUAGGGAUGGUUGGGUGCAGAUAUCCGUUUACCCAGGAAGCAAAAAAUAUUCUACUUCUGACUGCUAAUUAAAGAAAACAUUAAUUUUAUUAAGUUCUAAAUUGUUCUGAGUAUUGUGAAAACUGCAUUACUAUAUCAUUAGGUAAUUUUCAAUUCCCCAGAAUGUAGUUCUGUUUUCCCUAAAUAUAAAAAAAACCAGAAAGGCAGGUGGUAGUAAUAAUGAGCUUUAGUCUAUGUCAUCUUCUACAAGAGGGAUGGAAUAUUUAUAGCUAACAUUUACAUGAUGUGUUGAAGGUGAUUAGGCAACUAAAUUAUCAGUACUUAUUGGAAGAGUCUGUACCUUUCUAAACAUCUCAUGUGGUCCUGUUUUGAAAUACAAGUAAUUUUUGGUAAAUCUCUCUUUACAAAUGCUUCACAGUUUACAGGUAAAUGUUUGUGAAACAUAAUACCGCAAGUUGGAUUAAAGCUGUUGCAGUGUAUUUAUUACAUUGUAACCCAAAUAGGCAAGAUAUUAUAUUAAAAGAUUACUUCAACUCAGUAAAAUUUCAAAGACAGAUAGGAGUUUUACUCACUGGCCAACAGUAGAGAUAGGUAUAUGGUGACACAAUGACCCUCUCAGAAGUUAAGUGACUAACUGUUCUGGCAACAGCAGUUUCUCUCCCGAUCCUGAAGCUUGUCUCUCUUCCGGAAGCCUUGGCUUUUGUGAUCGGUUUCCUUUGGCUUUUUCUUUCUCCCUCUUCUUUAUCGCUCUUAUCACCUCCACUGUGACUUUUACAAUACAGUCUGUGACUUCCUCGUGACAUGUUUUUAUCUCCUCCUCCGACAUUGUCAUCGUAAGCUUUAACACAGGCCAUCUGUAAAUGCCACAUCCAUUUGUUGCUCCAGUUUGGCUACCAUCUAUAAACGUCAUCCUUUCUUCUCACUUCGUUUCUUGAAGCACAGUUUUAGGAUCAAAACUGUCCACAUUCUGUUCUCGAUGAAGUUGUAAGCUGUACCGGGCUGGAAGAGAGUGACACGACGUGACAUGCACCUGUCAUGCACAGCUGCCGGUUUAGCUAUAAAUCUGUGACCCUUUCCUCCAGCUGCAUGUUGAUCUGUGUCUUCUAGAAGUUCUUCUGUCUCAUCUCUUCUACCUGAGGGCAUAGCCCUGGAAUGCUUCCCCUCCUUUAGUUUUAGGUUUUCUUGGCCUUCCUUUACAUAGCUCUCCUCUUAGAAGCAAAGGCUGCACUUCACAUCCUGUGGCAUGUUCUUCUAAACGAUCUUACGAGUUACACUUCCUUUUUGUGUUGUUGACUUGGAAUGCAAUUUUGAGCUGCUUUUCCUUUCCCUUUGCACGUCUCCAGCACAUGCUGGGAUGAAUGGCCACUUUCUGGUUUUCAGAUAUCAAAGCUGGCCACAUUCCUUAUCUUGACCCUGUCUUUGUUGCUUCUCUCAUCCCAUGACAGGUAUUUUAUGAAUGGCUUGCCAGUCACUUUAUUUGUAGAAAUCCCCUUUUCACUUGAAUGGGGUUUAUUCAGUUGGUUUCGUUGCCAGCAGAACUAGUGAUCCCAGAAAGCUUGCAUGAAAUUUAAGUUGAUUAAAAUGAAAUCAAAAUUUGAACAGCAGAUCCUUAGUGGCUUUCCCCGCUUUUGAAGUGCUUAGUAGCUACUUCUGGCAGCUACCGUGUUGGGCAGCACAGAUCUAGAACCUUCCCAUUAUGGCAGAAAGCUCUGUUGAACAGAACUGCUCUCGAUUCUCUGAAUUUGAGCUCAGAUCCACCUGGCUGUGGGCAGGUCCCUCUUGUGAGCUGUACCGACCCUGUGUUUGCCCGCAAAGCCUUGUCUGGAGGUGAGCGAAGCAUAUUCGGCUUGAGCGGAGAGUAGGGGAGUGUCAUGGGGGGCAACCAGCCUCUUCCCCUUCACUCCCAUUGCCACUGCCAUUGCCGCAGCCCUUCCCACCUCCUUCCCAAGUAGUCGCCUUCCUUCUCCUUUUUCCGCCCUUGUUCCUGAAGGAAUCCACGUGUCUUCCUGAAAUCCCACUUUGAUCCUGCCCUUUGAGAACACCGUCAGUGCCUACUACAGGGUCUAGUCAGACCUCCGCUGAGCAGUCAGAGUCUUCCCUGAUUCCACAGAUCCCCUUUCCUCGGCUGACCAGCUUCACAGCUGGUCCCUCACCAUUCCGUGCCUGUCCCUACCCCCCCGUCCACUCUUAGAUUCUCUCCGCCCUCCUCUCUUUACCGAUCCAUUCAUAACCAUUCUUCAGAGCCAGUGACCACAUCACCGAGAGGUUGAGGUUUUUGUGACACCCUGGGCUGUAUCAUGGGAUGAGAUGAGCACUGCUGAAGGAUCUUGUGUUCACCUUAGUUUAAAAAAAGGGGGAGACUUUUUCCGAUUAUAAAAUUGAUAUGUUAAUUUUAGAAAAAUUAGAAAACAGAAAAGUAGUAAAAGGUAAAGAAAAAAAAGCAUAAAUAUUCUACCCAGUUACCCAGAGAUAAUCACUUAAUAUCUUGUCUCUUUUUGGGGUGUGAAAUUUUUACAUGGUUGUGAUCAUACUAUGUUCUCUAUCAUGCAGUUUUCAAUUUUAUAUUCUUUUUUUCCACAGUAACCAAAGUGUUAUGUGUAGUUAUUACAGACUUCUGCAAUGAUACUUUAUACUGGUAGUAAUAGAUUUCAUUGUGUAGUUUUAGGUUAAUUUGCUUAACCUUACUCUAUUGGAAAUUUAGAUUUUUGGCUGGCUUGUCAGUAUUAUAAAUAAUGCUGUAAUGGACAACUUUGUGAAUAAAAUGUUUUUAUGUAUUUCAAAUUAUUUCCUUAGGAUAGACUCUCAGUGCCAAGUUGUCAAAAGCAUCUCCAUUUUGCUCCUUUCCCCAAUUUCUUGCUGCUUUGGGUAAUCAAACUAAAAAAUAAAGCAAACAAGCAUGCAAAUAAAAUGCAUAAAAGCAAGCAACCAACCAACCAACACCUACAAUAGGUGAAAAUGAUAUCCUAUUUAGCUUUCUAACUCUUUGCACUCUUCCCUCUGGAUGUUUGUUUGUCCUUUGUAUUUCCAGUUGUGUGAACCUGCCCUUGAAUUUUGGUUAUGGGUUUCAAUUUUUAAACUAAUCAAGCGAACUGAUGUUUUCUCAUGUGAUUUUUCUUCCUGUCUUUUCCUGUUAAAUGUGGAAAUCCCUCCCCAGUCUGGAGAUUAAAUAAAUAUUCAUUUCACUUUG